Alternaria ventricosa is the source of this 549-nucleotide messenger RNA. RefSeq lists its product as uncharacterized. The transcript has a single exon. The record is from RefSeq and is a predicted model, not a curated record. The coding region runs from base 1 to 549 and encodes 182 amino acids. NCBI's taxonomy places the organism in Eukaryota, Fungi, Ascomycota, Dothideomycetes, Pleosporales, Pleosporaceae.
AUGCGAGACACUCAGGGCUACCAAGAUGACAUGGUUUCGGAGCGGCUCAGCCUUUGGCUAAAUUCUUGGUGGCAAGCCGGUGCAUUCCCAUCCUCAGCCACGCUGCGCAACCCUUACGAGACUCCAAACCAAAAAUUCAUUGACGACACAUCUAUCAGCCAGAACUUUUGGAUGAUGGCAGCAAACGCGACUUUCUCGAGCAAAUUCCCUGUUUACCAAAAGAACACCGCUUGGAUCAUCACACAACUCUUCGCCUCCACCGUAUUGCUCCUUGUGGGCAUACUGAACAUCGCUAUCUAUUUGACAACACUGGCCCCAGACUAUUUCACAUACGUCUCAGCCUUCACACGCGACAACCCAUACGUCAAAGUUCCCGAAGGUGGCAGCGGCCUUGACGGCUCUGAGCGUAGCCGGCUUCUGCGGAAGAUGAAAGUGCAGAUUGCGGAUGCGAAUCCGGAAAGCGACGUUGGCUACGUGGUACUCAAGAGUGUUGAGGACGAAACGGAGUUCGCCAGUGGGCAACUGCGUAAAGGCAGGCUGUACGAGUGA